AUGGCCGCCAUGCAAAAAGUCUUCGCCGCCUAUGAGGCCCGCCAAGCAGUCCUCGCAGCGAGCACCCACCCCUUCGCCAAGGGCGUCGCCUGGGUCGACGGCGAGCUCACCCCCUUACACGAGGCGCGCAUCCCGCUGCUGGACCAGGGCUUCAUGCACAGCGACCUGACCUACGACGUGCCCUCCGUCUGGGACGGGCGAUUCUUCCGACUCGACGACCACAUCACGCGGCUGGAGAGCAGUUGCCAGAAGCUGCGGCUGCAGCUGCCUCUCCCCCGGGAGGAGGUGAAGCGGAUCCUCGUCGACAUGGUGGCGCAGAGCGGCAUCCGCGACGCCUUCGUCGAGAUCAUCGUGACGCGCGGGCUGAAGGGGGUGCGCGGCACCGACCCCAAGGACAUCCACAACCGCAUCUACAUGUUCAUCCAGCCGUACGUCUGGGUCAUGGAGCCCGAGGUCCAGCCCGUCGGCGGCAGCGCCAUCAUCGCCCGCACGGUGCGCCGCGUCCCGCCGGGCUCGAUCGAUCCCACUGUCAAGAACCUGCAGUGGGGAGAUCUGGUCAGAGGACUGCACGAGGCUGCUGAUCGCGGCGCGACGUACCCCUUCCUCACGGACGGGGAUACCAACCUGACGGAAGGUUCGGGGUUUAAUGUUGUGAUUGUGAAGGAUGGGGUCUUGUUCACGCCGCAGCGCGGGGUGCUGGAGGGCGUGACGCGGAAAAGUGUGAUCGACGUCGCCCGCGCCAACAGCCUUGACAUCCGCGUCGAGUUGGUGCCUGUCGAGAAUGUCUACACGGCCGAUGAGAUCUUCAUGUGCACGACGGCGGGAGGCAUCAUGCCGAUUACCACCCUGGAUGGCCAGCCGGUGAAAGAUGGCAAGGUCGGACCCAUCACGAAGAAGAUCUGGGACGGCUACUGGGCCAUUCACUACGAUCCGGCCUUCAGCUUUGCCAUCGCUUACGAAGACGAGAAGAGGAAGUCAUCGCUGUGA
Molecule: messenger RNA, 987 nt
Organism: Aspergillus aculeatinus CBS 121060
Lineage: Eukaryota; Fungi; Ascomycota; Eurotiomycetes; Eurotiales; Aspergillaceae
Product: aminotransferase class IV
Exons: 1
Coding region: 1-987 (328 amino acids)
Biological process (GO): carboxylic acid metabolic process
Molecular function (GO): catalytic activity
Source: RefSeq, a predicted model, not a curated record